GAGGUGGCCGCCGAGCUGGGGGAGCCCGGUCACUUCCUCGCACUCGGUUGCCGCGGAGUUUGCACGGGGCUCGCUCGGCGCCGAGCCGGGAGGUGAGGCUGGAGGCGGCGGCGCGGGGUGCCGCGCCUCGGCACAACUUCGCGGGUGGAGUCGGGUCUCUCUUGCAGCGGCGGCUUUGUCGCAGCCGCCACCUCUGGACUGGGGCAGCCCGAUGAGCCGGGCGGGGCGCCGGUUCUGGUGGGGAUUCAGGUUUACCCAGGCGCAGGGAGCUUCCCCUGGGACAGCGGAGCCGGGCUGUGCCGGGUCUCGCUGGGGGUGAGGGGCGCCCCUCCCCCUCGCCCCGAAGAAGGGGAGCGGGUGGCAGCCUGCGAGGCGCCCCAGGCCCUGAGGCUGCGGCACCUCGGCCGUGAGGAGGGUGCCGCCUUGCUCCCCUCCUGCGCGCCCCGGGGGCAGCAGAACGUACCCCGGGCGGAGAGUUUCUGUCCAGGCUCCCGCGGCGGGCAGCAGCGUCCGGAUCCCGGCGAGCGCGAGCCAGAGGGGCGCGAGGAUGGCGGGGCGCGCUCUGCGGGGCGCUGCGCCCCCGGCCCCGGGCGGGGAGAGGCGGGCGGCGCUGGGGCUGCUGCUGCAGGUGCUGCUGGGCUGGGGCUCGGCUCAGCAGCCCGGCUCCUGCCCCGCGCCCUGCGAGUGUUCCGAGACGGCCCGGACGGUGAAGUGCGUGAACAGGAACCUCACGGCGGUGCCCCCGGACCUGCCGCCCUACGCGCGGCUCCUCUUCCUCACGGGCAACCGGCUCUCCAGCCUCCCGCCCGGCGCCUUCCUUUCGCCCCCGCUGCCCCAGCUCAGCCUCCUCAACCUGAGCGGCAGCCACCUGGAGCAGGUGGAGGCGGGCGCCUUCGCCAGCCUGCCCAGCCUGAGGCAGCUGGACCUGAGCAGCAACGCCCUGGCCAGGCUCAGCCCCGAGGCCUUCGGCAACGCCAGCAGCCCCCUGGAGAAGCUGAACCUCAGCAACUCCCUCAGCAACCAGAGCGCGGUGUCCGCCCUGGCCGAGCUGCUGGGCUCGGGGGUGCUGGGCAACCUGAGCCGCCUGGAGCUGGCCGACAACAGGCUGCUCUCCCUGCCUGCGGGCAUGUUCUCCUCCCUGCCCAGCCUGCAGCACCUGGACCUGCGGAACAACUCCCUGGUGAGCUUGCAGGCCGCGACCUUCCACAGCCUGGCCCAGCUGCAGAGCCUCGACCUCAGCCACAACUCCCUGAAGUGCCUGAAGAACGCCACCAUCGCCCAGCUCCGCAGCCGGCCCGCGCUCCGCAAGAUCAGCCUGGACCACAACACCUGGGUCUGCGACUGCUGCAUCGAGCACUUGGUGAGCUGGCUCAAGGAGAGCGACCAGGUGGAAGGGAAAGGGGCCUUGAAGUGCUCUUACCCUGACAAGAUACGGGACAAACCCCUGGUGAAGAUCAACAGCUCAGACCUGGACUGUUCUGUGCCUGUAGACAUCCAGUCCCAACUGCAAACUUCGUAUGUCUUCUUAGGGAUAGUGCUGGCUCUCAUUGGAGCCAUUUUUCUCUUAGUUUUGUAUUUGAACCGAAAAGGAAUCAAAAAGUGGAUGUACAAUAUCAGAGAUGCAUGUAGGGAUCACAUGGAGGGAUAUCACUACAGAUACGAGAUGAAUGCAGACCCCAGGCUAACAAACCUCAGCUCUAGUUCUGAUGUAUGAAGAUACACUAUGGAAGCAGGGCAGGGCACAAUAGCUAUGCAUGAAAUGUAGACUUAAGCUUUACCCUCAUGCUCACUUCCCCUCUCCCAGAGAAACAACAGAUUUAUUUGUGCCACGUGGGGAAUAUGCCUCCAGGUAAUGUAAAGGUGAUGACUAUUUUCUGUUACCCUGAAACAUUGAGCAAUUGUGCAUGGUGUUGGGCUGUACAUAAGAAACAUGCUGCUAUUCCCUCUCUUCCUCCCCCCACCACCUGUUUUUCUUUGGAACUUGCUCUCAAUACUUAUUUGAAACAUUUUUCAAGAUCUAAAGUGAAAAAGAUCCUCUCUUUGAUGUUCCCAAACCGCAAGAGCAUAUACAAUUUACCAAUACAGAUACUAUCCAACAAAAACUGCCUCAACUUUUUUGGGAAAGAAGCUUUAUUCAUCGAUUACAGUUUUGUUCUUAUGUAUCCUAACUGAGAAGAAAAUAAUUUUAUUCCAUAAGCUACCUGCAGAUUUAAAAAGCUCCUAACAACUCUGUACAAAGAAGCAACUAAAAUAGUGAGCAUGCACAAAUACUUUGUAGUUUUACAUGUUAGGGAAAACUUACAACCUCAAUAAGCCGCUUACUCUUUUGUAAAGUUCUUUUUGAUGGCAGUUUACAUGAAAAUAGGAUGCUUUUUUAAUAUAAACUGCAUAUAAACUCAGUUUGAACUGUUAAAUAAUUCAAUAAAUGUUCUUACAAAGAACUACUGUUGUGCUGAAAUUUGUUUAAUGAUAAAACUCUGAAAUAAAUGCAUGGAAGUAUAAGUUUGGGAAAUAUAAAGUUAUUCACAAGUAGUUGUACCGUAUUAAUUCAUGGAAAACAAAUUCUGUUUUUAUAGAACAGGGUCCAGUUUAGAGUCUGGUUAUAAGUAUUCACGUGGCAAUUUGUGAAUCACCGUCUAAGACAAGUUCUCCACAGGGAGAACAGAUUUCCCUUAGUAAAAAGCCCAGCAAACAAAACAAAAAACAAAGAGGCUUAAUGCUAGGUUCUCCCUUAUCACUAAAAUACUGCAAGAUUAUAAACAAAUAAAAAUUACGUGAAAACGUACACUGCAAUUAAAAAUAAAGUGCGAUGAUGCAUGCUUAAAGCUUUAGAAAAUUGCAUCUAAACUAUUGCUUUUAAUUAUAUAGCAGAUUUUCCAUAAUAAAUUAAAUGUUGACAAAUCCUGAAGGCACAAUUUGGCACAUGAAACUUAAUGUUUGUUAUUUGAAACUUGCAAUCCUUGGGCAAUACUGCAGUAAUUACACUGUGCAUCAUGUUUUGAGAUCUGACCUAAUUUUACUGCUUCUUAAAACUACUAACAGGUCAUCUUUAAUAAUAAUUCUAUACAUGUUUGUGCUUGACAUUUGCCUAUGAGUGACAUUUUGUUUAAAUGUUUAUGCAGAAUACAUAAGGAAGGACUUUAUCAUAUUGCCUAGUAUUUAAUUUUAAUGGCACAUUUUGAAAGGAUAGCAACUGAACCAUCUGUAGCCACCAAUAACCUAAUGAGCUUUUUCUUGUAAACAGAUUCUAAAUGAAAGGGGACAGAUUCACAUUGAACUUUUAACACUUAAUUUAAUAUUUCCGCUUGUUGGCUGAGCACUUCAAUUAUUUUAUCUGACAUUCUUAAACAAUACACAUAACUUAAUAUAAAGUUUGUCUGGUACACAGAUUAUUUUUUGCUUUUAAUAGUGAAAAUUGUAGUAGCUAUAUGCUUUUCAUAAGACUUUUUAUGAACAUAAAGUAGCUCAAACUAAGAUAUUGGGUAAAAAUAAAAAUAUAUAUAUAAACUUAGUCUGACAGUUGUCACCAUUUAAAUGCAAUUUUUUUAUCCUUGCGGCAUGUGACAUUCUCAAAGUAAUUAAUUUGUUUUAAGACUAACUUCUGUAGCUUGAAAUCAUCAACAUUCACUAACACUGACAUUUUGUUUUUAAGGUACACAAUUCUGAGAAUAAGGAAAAGGGACGAACUCCCAAAAUUUUGAUGCAUGUAUUUUAAAACUAAUGACCUAUGAUAGCUUCUCCUACUCUGAUGAUGAAUAUAAGGAUCACAGAACACUAGGUUCAGUUUUCAGAUUUAAAAAAAAAACCUUCCCAAAA
Molecule: messenger RNA, 3816 nt
Organism: Chrysemys picta bellii (western painted turtle)
Lineage: Eukaryota; Metazoa; Chordata; Testudines; Emydidae
Gene: TPBG
Product: trophoblast glycoprotein
Biological process (GO): negative regulation of canonical Wnt signaling pathway
Cellular component (GO): plasma membrane
Molecular function (GO): protein binding
Source: RefSeq, a predicted model, not a curated record